GACACAGGUGCACGAUUUGGUAGUGCAAAGGCUAUAAAAGCGGGAGCGGCCGAGAUUCGGCAGCACUCGGCCGGAACGGAAGGAUGUGGGGGCUGCUGACACUCGCAGCCUGCGCGGCGGCGGCGGCAUCCGCUGUCGUCCUUAGCGAUGUGCCGACGACUGAGUGCGGCAUCAACGAACAGUACAGCUCGUGCGUGAACGGCGGCUGCGGCUACAGGAACUGCAGCCAGCUCGGCCGUCCCCGGCGCUGCGCCGACCCCGCGCCCGGCCACUGCGUCGGCGGCUGCGUGUGUGCGGCGGGCCUCCUGCGGGCAGCCAACGGCUCGUGCGUGCCGCAGGACCAGUGCGAAGCUUCCGAGAGGUGUGAGCAGCCGAACGAGGUGUUCGACCCGUGCCCGGCGGCGUGCCCCGGCGACAGCUGCGGCGUGGAGCCGAGCCUCGUGCUGUGCGCGCGCGCGCCCGAGCGCGGGGACCCGCGCUGCGUGCCCGCCUGCACGUGCCGCGCCGGCUACGCCAGGAACGACCACAACGCGUGCAUCCCGAGAGACCAGUGCCCCCCCAAAAACUGACGCCCGAUGUCACCGAUGCCCCUUCUACGACACUUGCAUCGGCGGCAGCUCCGGCCGGUGUCGGAUCGGGUACCCACCGGGCCGGCCGCUGUCGGACCGGCUGCCGGUGCCGGUGCCGCCCGGGCUUCUACCGGAACUCCCACAACACAACGCAUGCGUGCCCGAAAGCGAAUGUCGCAGGGACUAAAUAACUAAUACAUGUUCGUUUCAAGUGCUUCGUUUUAUAUAAUAUUAUGGAUUUCUGAAAAUAAAUAAUACCUCUAUUCACAUA
Messenger RNA from Leguminivora glycinivorella, 840 nucleotides. Its product is annotated as inducible metalloproteinase inhibitor protein-like. The transcript is spliced from 4 exons. Bases 84 to 569 code for a protein of 161 amino acids. Lineage: Eukaryota; Metazoa; Arthropoda; Insecta; Lepidoptera; Tortricidae. The record is from RefSeq and is a predicted model, not a curated record.